AUCCAAUAUAAAUUGAUAAAUAUUUAUAACUAUAUAAGUAUCUCUCUCGUGUGGAUCCUCAUCAUCAUUUCAUGUGAAGCACAAUCUGAGAGGACACAACAAAUUUAGAUCCAUCAUCGAUCUCAGCAACAUAUAUAUAUACACAGCGAGCAACCAAAUUAAAAAAAAAAAAAAAGCCAUGGGAGAUCAUCAUGAUUUUAUCAAUUCAGGAAGCUGGUGGAAAGUAUCUUCUUCUUCCUCAACAUCUACUUCAUCUUCCAUGAGAGCAAGCUCGAUUGAAUCUGGUGGUUCUGCUGUUUUCCAUGAUAAGCUUCAUCAUCAUGAUCAUUCAUUAGCUACUCAUGAUCAUCAACUCCAGAUGAUUGGCUUAGGGCUUUCUUCACAAUCACCUGUUGAUCAAUGGAACCAAUCUCUCUUAAGAGGAGAUAGUAAAGCGGAGACAAGCUUCGGAGUGAUGCUUCAAGAGAAUCUCAAUUUAGAUUCGACCUCAAACGCAAACGCUAACACAACGUCAUCCACAACGUCUUACCAGCUGCAAGAAUCCGAUUCCUCUCACCACCAAGCUAUGUGGCGAGAUCCACAGAUCAAUAACAGCGAUUACAAACCGCAGAAUAACAUGACGAGCAGCAAUCGCGGGUUCUUCUUAGAUCAUCAGUUCAGCCCUCACGGGAGCUCAAGUACCGACAGUAGCACAGUGACGUGUCAAGGUUUCGCUUCUGACAACAACAUGUACGCAGCGACAACAACAACUCCUAACUCCUCUUCAUCAGCUAUGUUUCAUCAUCAAGCAUCUGGUUUUAAUCUACCUGUCUCCUCCGAUCAACAACAACCGUCGAGGAAUCAUCAGCAAUCAAAUCUUGGCUACUCACAGUACGGUUCAUCCACCGGAAACUACGACCAGAUGGCGACGGCGUUACCUUCGACUUGGUUUUUAAGAUCUUCGCCGCCGAAACCACACAGUCCCUUGAGAUUUUCUAACAACGCAACGUUUUGGAACCCUGCGGCUGCGGGAAACGCGGGUUUUCCUCCUCAUGACGUGUCGUCGAACUUUUUCCCGGCGUUACAGCCACCGCAGAUUCACCCGCCGAGUUUUGACGAACAACCAAAGAAUAUAUCGGAGAUUCGAGACUCGAGUAGCAGCGAAGUAAAGAGAGGUGGUGGAGAUCAGCCGGCGGCGAAAAGGGCUAAGAGCGAAGCAGCGUCUCCGUCACCAGCUUUCAAGGUGAGGAAAGAGAAAAUGGGGGACAGAAUCGCUGCGCUCCAACAAUUGGUUUCACCUUUCGGAAAGACUGACGCAGCCUCAGUGCUCUCUGAAGCCAUUGAAUACAUUAAGUUCUUACACCAACAAGUUUCAGCUCUGAGCAACCCAUACAUGAAAAGUGGAGCUUCUUUACAGCAUCAACAGAGUGAUCAUCAUAACAAAGAGCUAGAAGUAUCAGAAGAACCAGAUCUUAGAAGUCGAGGUUUAUGCUUAGUGCCAGUUUCGAGCACAUUUCCAGUGACACACGAUACUACAGUAGAUUUUUGGACUCCUACAUUUGGUGGGACUUUUAGAUAGAUCGAUAUAUAGAUGAAAAAAGUUAUAUUAGUUGUUGGUUGACGUAUAUUAAAACCUAUAUAUACGUUGAUUGCUGAUAAAAAAAAAUUACCGCAUUUUAAACCAAGAGGAAAGAUAAAUUAUUGGACAAGUGAAACGUGUUGUCCUUUUAUAUUUUUUAGAUAUAUAACUAAUUUUUAAAAUAAUAUGUAAUUGAAGAACUAUGCACAUCUACAUGUAGAGGAUAUAUAAGAGCUGUUGAGUUUCGAC
Thlaspi arvense is the source of this 1807-nucleotide messenger RNA. NCBI's taxonomy places the organism in Eukaryota, Viridiplantae, Streptophyta, Magnoliopsida, Brassicales, Brassicaceae. The record is from the annotation of a GenBank genome assembly.